GUAAUUGUUUUGGCAUUAAUGGUUAUACAUUUAUUUGGUUUGAUGGGGAUUCUUGGUAUUCGCUUAAGUGCUAUUCCAGCUGUAAUUCUGAUAGUAGCUGUUGGCAUUGGAGUGGAAUUUACAACUCACUUUACCAUGAUUGUUGGUGGAAUAACAAGAAAUAGAACAGGUCACAUAAUAAAGGCAGAAGCAUUGCAAACUGUGGUUCAACUAAUGGCUGAAAAAGAAAUGUAUGAAUUCUGGCAAGAUACUUAUAAAGUACAUAAUAUAGACUGGACUCCAGACAAAGCUAAAAUGGUUUUAGAAACAUGGCAAAGGAAAUUCACAGAGGCAGUGCUAAAACAAGCUACGAAUGCUAAUAAUACAAAAAAUCAUAAUAUAAAUGCAUUCUCGUCAACAUCUCUUACUGAUAUCAUGCAAGACUUCUCAGAAGUUAGUGUUACAAGACUUGCACUUGGAUAUAUUUUAAUGUUGGUAUAUGCUUGUGUUUCAUUACUUCAAUGGACAGAUGCAGUAAAAUCACAGAGUGGGAUUGGUAUUGCUGGAGUUUUACUUGUAGCUAUAACAGUAGCUGCAGGAUUGGGUUUUUGUGCAAUUAUUGGUAUCUCUUUUAAUGCAUCUACCACACAGAUUGUUCCUUUCCUUGCAUUAGGAUUAGGAGUUGAUGAUAUGUUCUUACUGGCUCAUACUUAUGGAGAGAAUGCCAACAUUCAUAUAUCAGCAGAAGAGCAAACUGGACAGUGUUUAAAACAAACAGGAGUCAGUGUGUUAUUAACAUCAUUUAGUAACAUGUGUGCAUUCUUUGCAGCAGCAAUCAUUCCAAUACCAGCUCUAAGAGCAUUUGCAUUGCAAGCUGCCAUCCUAGUCAUUUUCAAUGUUGCAGCAAUGCUAUUGAUAUUUCCAGCAAUAGUUAGCUUGGAUUUGAGAAGAAGAAGAAAUAAUAAAAUGGAUAUCUUUUGCUGCUUCAAUGGACAUAAUCAAAUUUCUCCAAUAAAAACUUCUGAUCGGAAAAAAGAUUUAAUUUAUAAUAAUACUCAAAUACAUCAAAUUGUUACACAUGCGCUUCCACCUGAUCUUAGUCAUGCUAUAACUGUUCUGGCUCCUCCCAUGCCUAAACAACCCAUUACUUGCUGGACAGAAAAUUCUGUAGCUUCAUCAAUUGAAAAUCUAUCAACAACAAAUUCUACAUCUACAAAAGAACUUAUUGCUGUAAAAUUAAAACAAUCUUUAAAAGAACGUGUCAGUUAUCUUUGUUUUCAUGCUCAGCAGGAUUCUUGGUCUUUAGCAUGGUUUGCAACUCAUAUUUAUGCACCAUUUUUACAAAAGACAUCAACAAAGGUUUUGACUAUAGUCCUGUUUUUGAUUGCAGUAAUAGCAAGUAUUUGGGGAAUGUUAUCUGUUGAUGAUGGUUUAGAUUUAACUGAUAUUGUACCACGAAAUACAAAUGAAUACAAAUUUCUAAGUGCUCAAAGUAAAUAUUUUGGAUUUUUCAAUAUGUUUGCUAUAACUCAAGGAAAUUUUGAAUAUCCAACCAAUCAAAAAUUGUUAUAUGAAUACCAUGAAGCAUUUACAAGAAUAGACAAAAUAAUUAAAAAUGAUGACGGAGGUCUUCCUGAUUUUUGGCUAGCAAUAUUCCGAGACUGGCUAUCUGGUAAUUCUAAUUAUCGUUUAAUUUAA
Messenger RNA from Centruroides sculpturatus (bark scorpion), 1677 nucleotides. RefSeq names its product protein patched homolog 1-like. The transcript is spliced from 10 exons. Gene Ontology annotation, cellular component: plasma membrane. Gene Ontology annotation, biological process: smoothened signaling pathway. Gene Ontology annotation, molecular function: smoothened binding; hedgehog family protein binding; hedgehog receptor activity. The record is from RefSeq and is a predicted model, not a curated record. The annotation marks the transcript as partial. Lineage: Eukaryota; Metazoa; Arthropoda; Arachnida; Scorpiones; Buthidae.